Molecule: messenger RNA, 1212 nt
Organism: Plasmodium gallinaceum
Lineage: Eukaryota; Apicomplexa; Aconoidasida; Haemosporida; Plasmodiidae
Product: conserved Plasmodium membrane protein, unknown function
Exons: 1
Coding region: 1-1212 (403 amino acids)
Cellular component (GO): oligosaccharyltransferase complex
Source: RefSeq, a predicted model, not a curated record
AUGAUGAAUAUAUAUUUAAAAAAAUACGUGAUUUUUUUUGUUGUAAUUUACUUAUUUAAAAUAAUUUAUUGUUUUGAUGAAAACGAAAAAUUAAUUAAAUUGAAAAAAUUAAUAAAUAAAAAAAUAAAAUUACAUUUGAAUGAAACUUACGGAAAUUUAGAUGAAAAUAAAAAACAUUUAUUUAUUUAUAUUCAUGAAAUUACAUUAAAUGAUUAUAUUGAUUAUGUUUUAAAUAAAACGGAUGACUAUGAUUGUGUAUUAUUUUAUAUAGAUGUAGAGAGUAAUAAUACUAUUUCAAAGUUUGAUAGAAAGAGCCUUGUUUUGUUAGAACUAUAUAACGAAGUUGCAAAAAAAAUAAUUUUAGAUAAUAAUUAUUUAUAUAAUGAAAAUAACUUUUCAAAUGAACAAGAAAAAGAAAAAGAUAAACAAAAGAACUAUUUAAUAAAACCAGUUUUCUUUUUUUAUAUAAAUUUUAAUAAAUAUUAUAUAAAACCUUUAAAAUAUGUUCAUACGAUUUACAAUUUACCAGAAUUUAUAUAUAUAAAUAGUAACACUUUUGAUAAUUUUAAUUAUUCUUCAAGAAUUAAAAAAAAUUAUAUGUUAGAACAUUAUAUAAAAAAUAUAAAACAAAUAGGAGAAAACAAGAAAGAAAUAAAUAAUAAAAUCAUUCAAAAAUACUUUAUAGAAUUUAUUAAUUUACAUAAUAGAAAUAAACUUAUAUUGCAUGAAGAUCUUGUUUACAAAAAAAAGUUAUAUAUAACAGUUUUUAUAAUCUUGGUAUUUAUAUUUCUUUAUUUUUUUGUAUUACUAUUACAAAAAUACACAGUUCUAAUAUUUAUUUGUUCAUUUAUUUUAUACUUGAUAUGUUUAAGUGGUAUAUUUCACUGUUUAAUUAAUAAAUCUGAAAUGUAUAAUACAGAUAAAAGUAUUGAAACUAUAUUUCAAAAAUAUAUAUAUCGUUCUACAAAUUCUCAAUAUAUACUUGAAGGAUUUGUUUUUUCAUUUUUAAUUUUUGUAAUAAGUAUAUUACUAUUUACAUUAUUAUAUUACUCAAAUAAUGAAAAUAUAUCUAAGAUAAAAAAAAAUUUCUUUUUUUUGUUUCUUAUAUUAAUUAUUUAUAUUUCUUUUAAAAUAAUAGAUAUAAUUAAUAUUUAUAAAAUAUAUUAUUCAACAUACUUUUUUUUUCCUCCUCUUAAAUUUUUUCGUAAAUAA